This is a messenger RNA of Trichophyton rubrum CBS 118892, 2443 nucleotides long. RefSeq lists its product as uncharacterized. The record is from RefSeq and is a predicted model, not a curated record. The transcript has 7 exons. NCBI's taxonomy places the organism in Eukaryota, Fungi, Ascomycota, Eurotiomycetes, Onygenales, Arthrodermataceae. The coding region runs from base 443 to 1744 and encodes 433 amino acids.
GGGGGUAGUUAGGUCAUUCAUGGCCUUUUGGCUUCCCGGUUAAAUGGUCCCUUUAUGAUUCCCUCCCCCGUACCUACAAAUAUGUGCAUGUAUGCUUCUGCACCCCCAGCGUCAAUAAUUUAGUUCUUCGUUCGCCCUUUAUUUUCAUGCUGUCAAACACGCACCAGGGCACGUUUCUCAUGCACCGUCAUUAUCGCUAUCACUAGGACCAGGACUGCCUUCGGCCUCGAUAUAUAUACAUAACCUGCAUAUAUAUAACUGCUGCAGCAUAGCACUUUUACAUAUUCUCCUUUUCCGCUCCAUCGCCUUCUCUCUUCUCUGUGUUAUUUGAUCUCCUUGCCUUCCGCCGGUCCUCUCACUCGACCAUGAGACGACAAUAAUCUUACCUUGCAUCCAUACAUACCUCUAACUACCCUCCGGUUCAUGUGCAUGGCUGGGCAGUAUGGGAUUGCUGGUCUCUACACAAGGCCUGCCGUCUAGCCUUCAUGUUGCUCGAAGCCAGCGAGACUUUGCGUUUGAGCGAACCUUUAGCCAUGGCAGCAAAUCAGCCAUGAUCCUAAGCACAGCCGGCAUCUUCUCCGGACUCUCGUUUCUGAUUGUCAUGCUCCGGUGCUAUACUCGGUUCAACCUACUAAGACAUUGUAGGCCGGAUGAUGGUCUGCUGGUUGUGGCGACAAUAUUCUCCUUUGUGUGUAUAGCAUUUUUGGUAGACGAGUCACGGCAUGGCCUUGGUAAAUAUACGGAUGACAUGUCGAUUCCUGACAUCGAGCGACUAGCCUUGAUAUCAUACAUCCAUUGGAUAUUCCUGAUAGUAGCCAAGUCGAUGGUGAAAGUCGCAAUAUGUUUCCAGUUUCUUCGAGUACCGCAGCCAAAGGGUUGUUUGCUGCUGGUUAGGGGUUUGAUGGGACUUGUCAUAGUGACGACCAUAUCGCGGCUUGGCCCGUUUAUCUUUCGAUGUCGGCCCAUCAAGGUAUACUGGACAUACUCCAUGUCUGACGAAACUUGCAUUGGGAGCAAGGCGAUGUCCGUUAUCAGUGUGGUCAUGUGUGGACAGGAUGUAUUGACAGACUUGAUUCUCACCAACCUACCGCUUUACUAUUUCCCACCCAGGAGCCUAGUACGGCGUGCAGGCGUUGUCCUCGCAGGCAUCGUGGGAUUGGGAUAUCUUGUCUAUCUAGACAGUGGGUAUCGGGGUGAUAUCUUCUUCCUCCUAAGCACACUCGAGCUCCAUAUCGCCACGAUAGCAUGUUCAAUACACACCCUUCGCCCCUUAUUCGAGAGCUACAGCGACGCUAUAUUCAUCAGUCGGUACGACAAUGACGGCCACAACCUUGAAUAUGACGACACCUCCUCAACCAGUCCCGGCGACGGUUCUAGGAUACGAAUGAUCUCGAUAUCCAAAUAUGCACCCAACAGACUAACGUUUGACGACGACCGGCUCAGUCCAAUCGACAGCUACGACGGCAAGAACAGGGGGCCACACUGCAGUACAAGGGUGGGCAGCAGUGGGCCGGCAUUAUCAUCGGCAACAGCGUGCGAGUAUAAAGUUGAAGUUAGCGCUUCUAGGGUAUCAUCUCCAGGGUCUUAUCAUCUGCCUCCUUUCUUCAAGGAUUCUCAGAGCAACGGCGCACUUCGAAACGGCAGCGAGACACAACGAGGCGCACUUCCCGGGAUAAUGUGUACGACAGACGUAUAUGUUCGUAUGGAUACCCCGUCGGAAAAGGCGAGCGUACAGAGAGUCUAGCCUGGUUUUAAAAUAUUUUUGGCUGAAGCGUUUUCUUGUAUACAUAGUUAGUAGAACUAAUCGUAAUGCAGGUUUCCCGCUCUUCGGGUGAAUCGUGUGGUCAGGGAUUAUCAAGCUUAAAUCACAUCAGCACCAUAUGCAGUAAAGCAGCUGUCUCCGUCAGUCUCAGGGGCCUAUAUAAGUUUGAUGUCCAUGGGUGUUGUUGGGUUAGGAAGGCUAGGGUCGUGCAAAGUCCGUUUCACAGGGCACUCUACAGGCCGUCACAACGGAGUCCAUGCCGAGAAACGUCUGCUUAUUCGAGUAUAUAACCAAUAUAUAGGCACCCAAAAUCUCAGCCCCUAAAGCCUUUAAGUGUUAAUAGGACGACUUGUUGUUGCAGCGAAGGAUGUGCCGUCGUCGAUGGGAUAAGGGGGUCAGCUCUGGCGUCGUCGAGACAGGGAUACCACCGUCAUCGUCAUCGGUCUGGCCUGUCGAACACAAACGCACAUAGCGAGUAGGAAUCCAGGAUGGCGUUCCCCAUGUCUGGUGCUCUGCUGUCUUAUCUUCUUGCUUGUCUUUGCGGUCGUGAAGUCGAAGGAGCAGCAGCAUUAAAGUCGAUCAACAGGGAGGUGAGGUUUUGCCGCGGUAUUGUAAUUUUACGGGCGAUACCCUGCAAAGCUUCGCCAACCAAGCUUUUCCUGCGCUUCAGAUACUUCGCCA